Messenger RNA from Cladophialophora carrionii CBS 160.54, 633 nucleotides. RefSeq lists its product as uncharacterized. NCBI's taxonomy places the organism in Eukaryota, Fungi, Ascomycota, Eurotiomycetes, Chaetothyriales, Herpotrichiellaceae. The coding region runs from base 1 to 633 and encodes 210 amino acids. The transcript has 4 exons. The record is from RefSeq and is a predicted model, not a curated record.
AUGCCCGAGACGCAGAAUGUUCCUCAUGCUGGAGCGAGAGAAGACAUCUUCUGGAAGCCGUUUGUGCCUUCACUCUAUGUGGGAGCCGCCGCUGGAGCUUGUGGUGCAGCAUAUGGGAGCAUCGCCGGAACCCUCAUCCAGACUUCGAGUCCGUUGGCAUACACUUCUUUAGCAGCUACCCAAUGGUUCACUGCAGGGACUACCUUCUUCUACUGCCGAAGUCUCUUGCUCUCGGGCCCAUUUUCGAAGGAUAAAAGCCUGCACAAGGUGGCCGCCAGUGGUAUUGCAGGAUCAUGUUCCGGAGCCGUAGCUGCGACCUUCCUGCCUCGAGGAAGUGUGGUGACAGGGAGCAUCAUGCUCGGUGUCAUUGCUGCCGUGUCUCAAACCGGGCUCAAUGCCAUGCAAGGCUCCGUGCCCUUUUCCGGGGUGGCUUCCGGCUUCAGAAAGAAGAUGGCUGCAUUGAGUCCAAUGAAGUCCCUUUCCGAUCAAGAGUAUGAGGAAUUGCUCCUUGACAAGCUGCUGAAAGUCGACGUGGAAAUUGCCAUUCUGGACGAUCAAAUAGCCGAACUUCGAGCAGCAAAGUUGCAGCACUCGCCGAACCAGCAAGGCCCACUCAGAGACGGUCCGAGCUGA